Molecule: messenger RNA, 2233 nt
Organism: Vitis riparia (riverbank grape)
Lineage: Eukaryota; Viridiplantae; Streptophyta; Magnoliopsida; Vitales; Vitaceae
Exons: 8
Coding region: 44-2233 (729 amino acids)
Biological process (GO): methylation
Molecular function (GO): S-adenosylmethionine-dependent methyltransferase activity
Source: RefSeq, a predicted model, not a curated record
AGAGCAGAGAACAUGACACUGCCAAAAUACAGUUGGUGCGACCAUGGUAGCCAUAAACUUUCUUCACGUGAAUGCAGGAAAUGGAGAAAUUAGCUAUGCUAAUAACUCACUCGCCCAAAAAAAAAUUAUAUUGAAGGCAAGGGCAUUUCUUGAGGAGGCCAUCAGAGAUAGGUUCGUCUCAGCAGGCUUUCCCAGCUGUGUUAAACUAGCAGAAUUGGGUUGCUCUUCAGGAACAAACGCCCUUUUGGCCAUCUCCGAAAUUAUUGACACCAUUCAUGAAAUGUCCCAAAGGAUUAAUUGUGAGUCUCCGGAGUUCCAAGUGUUCCUCAAUGAUCUUCCAGAAACUGACUUUAACAACAUUUUCAAAUCGUUGCCUGCUUUCUAUGAGGGGCUGAUGAAAGAAAAGGGAGGCAAACUGGGGAAUUGCUUUGUGACAGGAAUGCCAGGUUCUUUCUACGGGAGGAUCUUUCCCACAAGGAGCCUAGAUUUUGUCCAUUCUUCUGCAAGUGUUCAUUGGUUGUCUCAGGUUCCUGCUGGACUAAAAAAUAACAAAGGACACAUAUAUAUGGCAAACACAUGUCGUCCCGAUGUUCUUAAAGCCUACACGAAACAGUUUCAGAGGGACUUCACAAUGUUUCUAGGGUUGCGGUCUGAGGAAAUUAAACCUGGAGGGCGUAUGGUUAUUACUAUAACAGGAAGGAGCAUUGAAGAUCCCUCUAGCAAAGAUUGUUGUGACCUUUGGGAGCUGUUAGCAAAAUCACUCCUCGACAUGUUGGCUGAUGGACUUGUUGAGGAGGCGGAUGUGGACUCGUUCAACCUUCCUAUGUACAAUCCCUUUGAGGGUGAAGUGAAGGCUUUAAUUGAAGAGGAGGGGUCUUUCAAUCUUGAUAAGCUAGAAACUUUCGAAGCCAGUUGGGACCCCUAUGAUGAGAGUGACAAGCCUAGGAGCGGACAAAAUGUAGCAAAUUGUAUAAGGAGUGCUACAGAGCCCAUGUUGGCUACUCAUUUUGGAGAUGCCAUAAUCCCUGAUCUAUUUGCAAGGUAUGCAAACCGCGUCGCUGAGCAUCUCUCACUGGAAAAGGGACAUCACUUCCUCGUAGUGUUUUCUUUGACAAAGAAGUGUACAGGUACAGCAGAAGAGCACAGAGAUUCUGAACGAAGAGCCAUGGAAUUAGUUCAAGUGCUUCACAUGAAGGAAGGAGUUGGAGAUGCUAGUUAUGCAAACAACUCAGGACUUCAGAAAACAGUGAUAUCUAAGGCAAAGCACGUAGCGGAGAAAGCCAUAACCAAUCUCUAUUGUAGCAUCAUGCCGCAAUGCUUAGGCAUAGCCGAGUUAGGUUGUUCUUCUGGACCCAAUGCUCUAUUUGUCAUCCUAGAACUUGUGAGCACAGCCUACAAAGCCUGUCAGAAACUAGGUCGUCAGUUGCCGGAAAUUCAAGUGUUCCUCAAUGAUCUUCCAGGAAAUGAUUUCAACACUCUCUUCAAAACCGUCACAAAAUUUCAGCAAAAUCUGUCACAAGAGAUGGGCAAUGGUGUUGGACCAUGUUAUUUCAUGGGAGUUCCGGGUUCUUUCUAUGGCAGGCUUUUCCCUAACCGAAGUCUACAUUUUGUCCAUUCUUCUUACAGCGUGCAUUGGCUGUCUCAGGUUCCUCCAGGGUUAGAGGACAAUAAAGGGAAUAUUUUCAUGUCAAGUUCAAGCCCACCAAGCGCGCUUAUGGCUUACUAUGCACAGUUCCAAAAGGAUUUCUCGGUGUUCCUCAAGCAUCGCGCAGAGGAAAUAGUUGAAGGAGGGCGUAUGGUUAUCACAAUCAUGGGGAGAAGAAGUGAAGAUCCUACCAGUAAAGAGUGUUGUUACAGUUGGGAGCUUUUGGCUUUGGCUCUCAGAGAUAUGGUCUCGGAGGGGCUCAUAGAAGAAGAAAAAUUGGAUUCCUUCAACAUUCCUCAGUACACACCAUCUCUUACUGAAAUGAAGCUUGAGAUUGAAAAGGAAGGAUCAUUUGUCAUAGACCAACUAGAGGCUUUUGAAGUGGACUGGGAUUGUUACGAAAGUGAUGGUCCUUGUAAUGCUGCAAAGUGUAUGAGAGCGGUGGCAGAAUCAAUGUUUGCUGCUCACUUUGGUAGUGGGAUCAUAGAAGAGGUGUUCCGUAGGCAUAGAGAGAUUGUUGUUGAUCGCAUGUCCAAGGAGAAGCCUCAGUAUGUCAAUUUGGUUGUUUCCAUGACUAGAAAUGGAUGA